CGUUGGAAGAUGAGACUCGUGGCUCUGGUGGUGGUGUGCGGGCUGAUCGUCGGUGAGGGUGGAGGGAGUGUGGGAGCAGCUCUGCCCGGAUCCGAGUCUGCACUGAGGACGCGAGCAACAGGAUCAGUCCUCUCCGCGCUCAGGAGGAGAUCCGCAGAUUUCCCCGCGGAGGAUCCCGGCUUGUGUUUCUCCCCCAGGGAGAACGAGGACCAGCGGCAGCUGCUGUGCAACGACCGCAGGAGUAAAUUCAACUUCAACCCGUUCGGCCUUCGCUUCGGGAAACGCUACAACGUUUACAGAAGAGCCGCCAAGAGAGCCAGGACCAAUAAGAUCUCGCCUCUUUAUCUUUUCCCGCGAGAACUGGAGGUGCCCACCUGA
Molecule: messenger RNA, 378 nt
Organism: Toxotes jaculatrix (banded archerfish)
Lineage: Eukaryota; Metazoa; Chordata; Actinopteri; Toxotidae
Gene: kiss2
Product: kisspeptin 2
Exons: 2
Coding region: 10-378 (122 amino acids)
Source: RefSeq, a predicted model, not a curated record